This is a messenger RNA of Exophiala spinifera, 2064 nucleotides long. RefSeq lists its product as uncharacterized. Lineage: Eukaryota; Fungi; Ascomycota; Eurotiomycetes; Chaetothyriales; Herpotrichiellaceae. Gene Ontology annotation, biological process: nuclear-transcribed mRNA poly(A) tail shortening. Gene Ontology annotation, cellular component: CCR4-NOT complex; nucleus; cytoplasm. The transcript has 2 exons. Bases 1 to 2064 code for a protein of 687 amino acids. Gene Ontology annotation, molecular function: poly(A)-specific ribonuclease activity; protein binding. The record is from RefSeq and is a predicted model, not a curated record.
AUGUUCUCGCAGAAUGGAUACCAAACUCAACAUGGAUUGAUGAAUGGUGCACAAAAUCAUCAGCGCCACCAGAACAUACACAUCCCGAAGUACCAACCUCCGUACCACACCCAUCACAAUGUCAACCAACAUCAUGCGCAACACCACCAUGGCGGACAAUUGGGCCAUCAGCACAAUAUUUCCUCCGGAGGGUACCAGACUUCAACCCCUCACCUUCAGACGUACGGACACGAUCACCUACAGAACGGCAACGGCAAUAGCCUUCCGCAUGAUGAUAUGGACGAACCAGACAACCCACAUUGGCGUGAACAAAAGGAGGCAUUUGAAGAGAGUAAAGAGCUCAAUCAGCCCAACUCCCGUGCGCGUUCCGUCGCCCACCAGUCCAAAGGUGUGAACUUCGUGCCUCUCGGCGCCGCUGCGGAAGAGAUGCACACCGACAAUACACGCAAUUCACAUACGUCAAGCGCUGUCGUUCCCAGCAAACAAACCUGGGACGAGCUCGAUCUGGGAGGUCAAGGUCUUUGCGCAAUUUCUCCCGUGCUCUUCAAUCCUGCCUACCACUUCCUCAAAAGACUCGACCUUGUAUAUAAUCAACUAGAGACCCUCCCACCACAGAUCGGACAAUUGAAGAACCUGGAAUACCUGGACGUUUCUUUUAACGCACUCACCGAACUUCCUGAAGAGAUUGGAAUGUUGACAAACUUGAGGAAGCUCCUACUUUUCAGCAACCAAAUUCACACCCUUUGUUAUGAGCUCGGGUUUUUGUUCAACCUGGAGGUGCUUGGAGUGUAUGGCAAUCCGCUUGAGCCUGGCCAACGCGAAAAGAUCAGCGAAGGUGGCACAAAGAAGCUCAUCGAGUACCUCCGGGAGAGCAUGCCAGAACCACCCCCUCCACGAGAAAGAGAAUGGCAUCAGCUCGAAGAGGCGCCCGAGCCCGGUACCGACACAAUAAAGGCCUUGAAUUACAACAUUUUGUGUGCUCGAUACGCAACUUCGUCACAAUACGGAUACGUGCCAGAGCGAGUUCUGACCUGGGCGUACCGUAAAACGCUGAUUCUCGAAGAGAUCCGGGAGAUCAACGCCGACAUAGUGUGUUUGCAAGAACUGGAUAGGACCAGCUACGACGAUUUCUUCCGCGCCGAGCUCUCGAGAUCAGGGUACAAGGGGUACUACGCUCAGAAGAGCCGUGCCGAGACAUUGGGUGAGAACGCCAAAUUCGUCGACGGCUGCGGUACCUUCUGGAAGGACAAGAAGUACAUGCAGCUGGACAGUCAACAUCUUGUCCUCGGGCGAAAGGCAGUCGAGCGAGCUGGCGCCAGCGUGUCCGCCGAUAUGCUCAACCGCGUUUGGCAACGAGACGACAUUGCAACAGUAGUGUUCUUGGAGAAUCGUGUCACGGGCUCUCGAGUCAUUGUCGCGAAUGCUCAUGUCUAUUGGGACCCUGCCUUCAAGGACGUGAAGCUUAUUCAAACCGCCGUUCUCAUGGAGGAAGUCGGUAAGCUUGCCGACAAGUAUGCGAAGAUGCCUCCAGCAACGAACAAGCAAGCUUUCCGAUUCUCCGAAGUUGAGGAUGAGCAGCUUCCCGAGCCUGGACCAUCACUGUCAUACAAUUCCGGCACGCAAAUCCCGAUGAUCAUCUGUGGUGACUUCAACUCAGGGGCCAACUCGGCCGUGUACGAGCUCUUUACGCAAAAGGGAAUGAGCGCCAGACACAACGACCUUGCGGGCAGAGACUACGGUAGUCUCACCGACAACGGGCUGCAACAUCAGUUCACCUUGAAGUCUUCAUACGCCGCCAUCGAGGACGAGAUGCCUUUUACGAAUUACACUCCUAGCUUCGUCGACGUCUUGGAUUACAUCUGGUACUCUAGCAACACUUUGAGAGUGAUUGGUCUUCUGGGCGCCAUCGACCCGGAGUAUCUGAAACGCGUCCCCGGAUUUCCAAACUUCCACUUCCCUAGUGAUCAUAUCGCGAUUGUGGCGGAAUUCAAAGUCGAAAAGCAACGGACGGCCCAGAAAGCGGUCGAGGCCGACUUCGGGCCCUCGUCGAGCAAACAGAAGUAG